CCCGAAGCCCCGGCUAAGGCGGGGAUUUGGACCAUGCUAGGGGUGGGGCUUGCGGAGCAAGAUGGCGGCCACCAGGCCCUUGUCGCUAACGGCCGCGGCGUUCAGGGCGGUCAUACCCUGGCCCCGGGGCAGGCUCCUCGCGCCCUCUCCCGGGCUUUUGACCCGCUGGGAAGCGACGUCCUCCAAUCCAGAGGCUGGCGAGGGACAGAUCCGCCUCACAGAAAGCUGUGUCCAGAGGCUGCUGGAAAUCACCGAAGGGUCAGAAUUCCUCAGGCUGCAAGUGGAGGGAGGUGGAUGCUCCGGAUUCCAAUACAAGUUUUCGCUGGAUACAGUUAUUAACCCCGACGACAGGGUAUUUGAACAGGGUGGAGCCAGAGUGGUGGUUGACUCUGAUAGCUUGGCCUUCGUGAAAGGGGCCCAGGUGGACUUCAGCCAAGAACUUAUCCGAAGCUCAUUUCAAGUGUUGAAUAACCCUCAAGCCCAGCAAGGCUGCUCCUGUGGGUCAUCCUUCUCUAUCAAAAUCCGACACAAUGACAGAUGACCCUUGGGAUUGCCAUCAAAUUGUACCAGUAUGAAAAACCUGGAAUAGUAGAAUUCUGUAGGUUUCUUUCUUAUCAUGUCACGUUCUCAUUUUAUUUAAUUUAAUCCAGGAGUGUUCUAUUUUACCAUUAUUAAUUAUGGAACAUGAAGCUUUUCGUCUUGGCCACAGUACUCUCCCCUCCCCCCGGCACAAUGUUAAGGCCAAGUCCAAAUGCUGUUACCUCAACUUUAAUCACUGGUUGGAACCCAGUAUAAUUUGUAGCACCUCUUAGGCUCCAAAAUUUGGAGUUAACGCCUCUACCUUCAGAGUUGUUUGUAUAUAUGUAUAGCUUUGUAUAAAGCAUCAUCUUAAACUAU
This is a messenger RNA of Cricetulus griseus (Chinese hamster), 897 nucleotides long. The record is from RefSeq and is a predicted model, not a curated record. NCBI's taxonomy places the organism in Eukaryota, Metazoa, Chordata, Mammalia, Rodentia, Cricetidae.